Paraglomus brasilianum is the source of this 591-nucleotide messenger RNA. NCBI's taxonomy places the organism in Eukaryota, Fungi, Glomeromycota, Glomeromycetes, Paraglomerales, Paraglomeraceae. The record is from the annotation of a GenBank genome assembly.
AUGAUCUUAGUUUCCGGAAUCGGAACCAUUAUUUAUUUCACUACUAAUUCCAAAAACACAGAAACUAAGUCCAACACUAAAGAAGAAAAAGUCCAACAACUCCAAAGGCAAUUAAGCCAAAUCAAACAAGCCUUAACCACUUUAAAUCAAAAUAUCACCCAAACUGAAUCUUCCUUACAACAAAAACGAGCCGAACAAGUCCAAACUCCUCGGAGCAGUUUACAAACUGAGAUUAACCAGUUAGAACAACAACUAACUACUUACAAAUCACAAAAGCAAAGAUUAGAAACUAUUAUCCCUAAAUUAGAACAGCAAAUUAGUAAUUUUGGCAAAGGGGAAAAUAAUUCGGAAUCAAACCAAGAACAAAUUGUUGAGCAAUUAGAGCAAGAAAUUAAAGAAAUUAAUCAGGAGUUAGGAAUUAAAGAAGAACCAGAAAAAAAGCCUGAUAAUCCACAAAAAGAACCUGAACUUCCCAAGAAAAAAGAUAAUAAAUUGCCUAACAAAGAUAAAAAACCUAAUCCUAACUCUGAUAAAGACAAGCCCCGUUAUAAACCUUCUAAUAUUGAAUCAUUUGAAAUUGCUAAAGGCUGA